CGCCGUUAACGUUGCCUUUGGUAAACCUGCCUACCAAACAGACACCAACCGUCCAUAUACGGCGGACCGUGCCGUUGACGAAAAUACGAAAUCGCGUUUGAUUGAAGACCAGUCGUGCACCUACACAGCGUCUCACAACGUGUCAUGAUGGGUGAAUCUCGAGCAGAUAUUCCUCAUCCGAAGCGUCAAGAUUUACAAGAGGAAUGUGUUAGACUUAGAGACGUCGAGCUUAACGUCGGGUUAUCGGAGGCCGGCUUUCAAUCUCGUGAAGGGUUUCACCCUGGAGAGAUCGGCGUUUCAUGCACGUUUGAGCUAGCUACACCGGUGUACGGACAGUGGGUACGGAUUACGCGUAGCACUCCUAACGAGGUACUCACUCCGUGCGAGGUUGAGGUGGAAGAUGCUCCGUACUCUGCAGCCAAUGGCACACGUUAUUCGGUUUUCCAAGCAUAUGUUCACAUUGGCACUGCAAUCGACGUUUCCGCGAAGGUCCUGUCAAAUCUUCUCUGCGCAUCAAGCUGUUCCAAAACAGAGAACUGCAUCAGCGCCCACUACAACAAAGCGACCUUUACAUGCAGCCUGUUCGAUUCCUUGGCAUUCCAUCCAAGAGACGUCGAAAAUGACAUCACUGUUGUCAACAGUAUUGCCAUAACAGAGAAUUCAAGGGAAAAGUUGUUCGGGACAUAAACCGUCAAUUUUUCUGUCGUCUGUUUCAAAGCCACGUUUAGCAAAUUGCAAACAUCACUGUAUUCAACAAAACAAAUGCGAUAACCGUAUCUAUCACCAAUAUACAUACAAAUCAGCUGUACAAACAGUAGACACUCCUUACUAUAUCACACGUUCCUUCAAGUAAUGGCAAUUGGUUAUUUUCAAACCCGUCAGACACAAGACACAAGCCAUUGAUUCAGUACAAAACGUUGCAGACACACAAAGAAAACUAAUUUAAAAUUCAGUCACCGCCGUAAGAACGGUCAAACUCGGUAAGCAGCUGGAGCGUGCGCGUCGCGACCGAGGCGAGAGUGGCCCGCAGAAGAUCUACACG
Molecule: messenger RNA, 1042 nt
Organism: Dreissena polymorpha
Lineage: Eukaryota; Metazoa; Mollusca; Bivalvia; Myida; Dreissenidae
Exons: 3
Coding region: 145-687 (180 amino acids)
Source: RefSeq, a predicted model, not a curated record